GAAAUUAAGCUGCAGCAUCUAUAUAUCUAAUCUUAAUUAUAUAUAUUACUCUCUCCGAUCCCCUAAAUCACUGAAUCGAAACACAAAUUAAAGAUGGGUAGUGAUGACGAUGAGGUUGUUCUAUUGAGUUCUUACGUGAACGUGUUUACAACGAGGGCAAGAAUGGCACUUGCUCUCAAAGGGGUUCACUAUGAAUCCAAAGAAGACAUGGAGAACCAAAGCCCUAGCUCACUCCUGCAGGAAAUGAACCCGGUUCACAAGAAAAUCCCUGUUCUCAUCCACAAUGGAAAACCCAUCUGCGAAUCCCUCAUUAUUCUUCAGUACAUUGAUGAGGUCUGGAACCACAACUCUCCAUUGUUGCCUUCGGAUCCUUACAACAGAGCUCAAGCUAGGUUCUGGGCUGAUUUCAUUGACAAAAAGGUUGUUCUGUUGGAUAAAGACGUGAGCAUGUUCGCGAUGAGGCCAAAAAUGGCGCUCGCUCUCAAAGGGAUUCAUUACGAAUCCAAAGAGGAAGACUUGAUGAACAAAAGCUCACUCUUGCUGGAGAUGAACCCGGUUCACAAGAAGAUCCCUGUUCUCAUUCACAACGGAAAACCCGUUUGCGAGUCUCUCAUCAUUCUGGAGUACAUCGAUGAGGUGUGGAAGGACAAGUUUCCAUUGUUGCCUUCGGAUCCUUACAAGAGAGCUCAAGCUAGGUUCUGGGCUGAUUUCAUUGACACAAAGAUCUAUGAGUGUUUAAAGGCAUGGGUGCUUAAAACCAAAGAUGCAAAGGACAUUAAAGAAGAACUAGUGGAGAAGCUGAAGGUGUUGGAAGGGGAGUUAGGGGAAGAGGCAUAUUAUGGAGGGGAGAGGAUUGGGUUCUUGGAUUUGGCUCUGCUUUCAUACUACACCUGGCUUCUGACUUUUGAGAAAGAUACAGAGUUUAGCUGCAUGGAGACAGAAAUUCCAAAGUUGAGUGAAUGGGCCAAAAGAUGCCUGCAAAAUGAGAGUGUGUCCACCUCUCUUGCAGACCCUUUGAAGAUCUUUGAGUUUAUUCGCAGAUGAGGGAAAGGAUUGGCGUUGCUUAGGAUUGAAAAUUAAAUGUUAGUUGUAUGUUGUGUUGUACAAUCGUGUGAUCUUGUUUCGUGUUUCCCAGCAGGAUAUGAAUCCUUCUGCAAUAUCAUAUUACACAACACUUAUUCUUGUUAGAGUGGAUGAAAUGUAUUGUUUUGAUAAAUCUAGAUUUUCAAUUCCAACUAGACCUCCUAUUUUGCUA
Ipomoea triloba (trilobed morning glory) is the source of this 1255-nucleotide messenger RNA. Its product is annotated as probable glutathione S-transferase. Gene Ontology annotation, biological process: glutathione metabolic process. Gene Ontology annotation, molecular function: glutathione transferase activity. NCBI's taxonomy places the organism in Eukaryota, Viridiplantae, Streptophyta, Magnoliopsida, Solanales, Convolvulaceae. The transcript is spliced from 3 exons. The coding region runs from base 94 to 1044 and encodes 316 amino acids. Gene Ontology annotation, cellular component: cytoplasm. The record is from RefSeq and is a predicted model, not a curated record.